Messenger RNA from Numida meleagris (helmeted guineafowl), 1462 nucleotides. RefSeq names its product dehydrogenase/reductase SDR family member 9-like. The record is from RefSeq and is a predicted model, not a curated record. Bases 144 to 1187 code for a protein of 347 amino acids. Lineage: Eukaryota; Metazoa; Chordata; Aves; Galliformes; Numididae. The transcript is spliced from 6 exons.
UGUAAACAGGAACCACUAAGCGAAGGAGGAAGCCUUAAACUCAGUUUUUCUCAAAGCUAAACGUUUGCCCAGGACAAGAAGUUUUCUCCAUCUACUCUGGGUCCCUUUCUAAAGGAGAACGAGUGCAGAAGACUUCAGUAAAAAUGUUUUUCUACAUACUACUCAUUCUUAGCAUCAGCUCUCUGUGGUGGUACUGGAAGGCAAGAGACAGGGGGAAGGUUGCAAACCUCACUGGCAAAUAUAUAUUCAUCACUGGAUGUGACACAGGAUUUGGAAAUAUGGCAGCAAAGACUUUGGAUAAAAAGGGAUUCCGUGUUCUUGCCAGCUGCCUAACUGAAACAGGAGCCAAGGAGCUACAAGCUGCCACUUCCAAUCAGCUUCAGACAGUGAUGCUGGAUGUGAGAGAUUCAGACAGUGUUAAGAAAGCAGCAGCGUGGAUCAAAGCUGAAGUCCAGUCAGAAGGUCUCUGGGGACUUGUUAAUAAUGCUGGAAUUACAGGGCCAUCCGCUCCUACAGACUGGUUGGAUAUUGAGCACUUUAGAGAGCCAAUUGAAGUUAAUUUAAUUGGGCUCAUAAAUGUGACAAUAAAUGUGCUUCCCUUGAUAAAACAAGCAAAGGGGAGGAUAGUAAAUGUAUCCAGUGUUGGAGGUCGCCUAGCAUUCUGUGGUGGAGGCUAUUGUCCUUCAAAGUUUGGGGUAGAAGGAUUUAAUGACAGCUUAAGGAGAGAUAUGAAAGCUUUUGGAGUUAAGGUUUCCUGUAUUCAACCUGGACUGUUCAAAACACCAUUAACUGAUCCAGCAAAGAUUCUGAAAGAGAAGGAGGUUAUUUGGAAUCGGCUUCCCCCUGACACUAAAAAGCAAUAUGGAGAGGAGUAUUUUCAGAAAGAUGCAGCAAAGAAAGAAAAGCUCUCCAAGGCCUGUCUUAACACAGACAUUUCACUGGUUGUUGAGUGCAUGGAGCAUGCUCUAACAAGCCUCCAUCCAUGUGCCCAUUAUGUCGUUGGCCAGGAUGCCAAGUGGUUUUGGACUCCUCUUUCAAGAAUGCCAGCAGAUGUGCAAGAUUUCUUACUUCUGAGAAACAGAGAAAAGCCUGCAUUUUCCCAUAGAAAGUUUUUUCUGAAAACUAUCAUCAUGCAAGCGUUGGUGCACAAGCUGAUGAGUUUGUCUCGAGCAGUUUCUACGUUCUGACACCGCAAUGACUGGCGAAGGCCACUCAUGAGCACCUGGAGGUACGCGGUGAGCUUGCAGAUGUCUCCCCAGAAUGUGAGUACCAGCACAAGAGCAGAACUUGUGUCUAACAUUACAGCGUGCAUGACUCAUUAUAUGCAUUUGCAGAAUGUUUAAGAGGACAAAUUAAGCACUUGUUUUUGAGUGCAUGGAUGAGAGAACAAGCAGUCUCUUGCUUUCCAGUAAGGAUUUUAACCAAUUGUUGCUUAUCUAAGCACCUACAGGGUCUGAAUAAA